Rhodamnia argentea is the source of this 744-nucleotide messenger RNA. RefSeq lists its product as uncharacterized. Lineage: Eukaryota; Viridiplantae; Streptophyta; Magnoliopsida; Myrtales; Myrtaceae. The record is from RefSeq and is a predicted model, not a curated record. The transcript has a single exon. The coding region runs from base 99 to 563 and encodes 154 amino acids.
UUCCCAGCCAUUGACACUUGCAAAAACAAUCCCAAUCUCCCUCACAUCCAAUUCAUUUCGCAGAGAGAGAGACAGAGCGAGAGAGAGAUCACAUUCGCAUGGAUUGGCUUCAACCAAGGAGGAGGAGAGGCCCGGAGUGGAAGCAGGGAUGGACCAACCAGACCUUGGCCUCGAUGUCCGCCCCGCCGCUCCACCUGCUCUUCAUCUUCUUCAUCGCCGUCUCCCUGCUCUGGUUCUCCGGCCGCGCCAAGUACGAGGCCCAGCUCCGCCACUCCACGCUCAACCUCCAGCUCCUCCUCUUCCUCCUGCCCCUCCUCGCCUUCCUCUUUGCGUCCCUCUAUUCCGGGGCUUCACGGCUCAACUACCUCCUCUCCUGGCGGCAGCCGCGGCAUCCCAUGCAGCCCCACCUCCCAGGCGGCGGGGUCGGCGGAGGGGGCGAUGGCGGUGGGGGAAUGGGCGUGCCCUGGGGCGUUGCCAUCUUUGUGGUGCUGCUCCUGGUGAUGGUGUCGUACCACCAGUCGUUUCAGUCCAUGUGGUUCGGGCCCCUGCGUAGGUCCGACUGAGCGGGGGUUAAUAUCUGGAGUCCAGAUUGCGAGGGAAAGCGGACGAGCGGGGAAGUUGAUUUUAUAGGCAGCCAGGGCAUGUAUGCAAAUAUAGAGCUUGUUGGUUUUUUUUUUCCUGUUAAGUCCUUAUUGCUUGAGGUUUCUGAAAAUUAGAUCUAUGGACUUGUACAAAAUUUUCAAA